Seminavis robusta is the source of this 1523-nucleotide messenger RNA. Lineage: Eukaryota; Bacillariophyta; Bacillariophyceae; Naviculales; Naviculaceae. The record is from the annotation of a GenBank genome assembly.
CGAAGAUCCACCGCACAGCGUCGGAAGUCCAGAGGCCACUCGCAAGGCAACGGAAAAGUUGAAUGGUACAAGUGAACUCCUGUAGUACAUGUAUGGAGCACUGGUACUGGUAGCUGCCACUGAAGUCCAGAUAAGUUAACUACCGCUAUUUCCAGCCGACCUCUACAAUCCACUGUCUCUGUCAAGUUUGAAUUGAGUCGAUUCAUUGAUUACUGCAUUUUACUGAGCAAGAUGGUCAGCAGCACUCCAGACCCGAAAAGUACUACUACUACCGCCGUGCCGAGCACUCCUCGAGUAGCGACAAGACGUGUCACUCGGUUUUCUCCUCGGCCGUUUAGUUCUCCAUUGGCAGCAGCUCGAAAUGUGGGUCGGCCGCCCAUUGUGCUCGAAUGGGGAUCUACCAUGAUUCGGGUUGGAUAUGCCGAACAAUUCCAACCGCAACACAUUAUUCCUCUUCCGCGAGAUCCUUUUCAAAAGCUGGAAGCCUAUCAAAAGGAGAAAAAGACGGAUACCUGGAUGGUCGAAGAAGAAUCACGGUGGUACGAUGUCGUGUCACCCAUUAUCCGACAAGUCUUUGAUCGCCUCAUGGUGGAUCCUACCACCCGACGAGUGCUGGUCGUAUCCAAGCCGUAUCCACUCAAAACGUGGGAAAUGGCCGUGAUGGAGUCACUCUGGAAUUUGGGCGUUCCUGCUGUCGUAUUUCUCAAUUCACUGGAAGUCAUCCCUGUGGCGCAAGGAUGGAAGCGUGGAUUGGUGGUGACAUUUGGCCAGGACGAGUCACAUUUCUUGGCCUACGUGGAUGGACAUCCAUUGCCAUUUACCUAUCAAGUGGUGCCAACGGGCUACAAGCACGGCGUUGAGGAUGACUCGAAAAUCACCUGUGAGUGGGAUGACAAGAUGGAAAAGGCAUGGCUAGAUACCAACAAUCCCAACAGUUUGGUCGUUGCUCUGUUGAAAUGUUUGGAGGCGUGUCCCCUGGACUCGAGAAAAGAUGUCAUUGCAAACAUGCUCGUGUGUGGAGACUCCUCAGCGGUGGUGCCCGACCUGCCACGACGUCUGGCUGUCAAGCUCAAGGCAGUCCUAGGCGAGGAGGAAGCAACGUCGGAUCCGGCAUCCACUACUGAGCAAGAUGACUUUCCCUUGACCAUGGUAUUGCCUGCCAUUAAGCUUUUGAAGCCAUUGGCUGGGCAUGUUGGACUGCUCUCGUGUGCUCCCUACCGAUCCGACUUGAUUAGUUGGGUUGGUGGAAGUAUCCACGCAACGCUGUGGCAUCGUCAAGAAGAUCAAUCCCCCGUUCAAUGGGUCCUUUCUCCUACAGGUGCAGCUGAGUAAAACUACUACGACUAUAACCAUAACAAUGGCGGAACUAGUCUGCGAUGUUUUGUCGUCAUUGCUACUGAGCAGGAUAUUGCAUGGCCUACGAGAGUUGACCUUAUAGCUCGACUUAUUUACUGUAACGCUUCCAAUGUUUACGCUAUGCAUUAAUCUACUGGUACCGGUACCACAUUUCAUGUACGCAUACC